AUGUCUUUCCCUCGCCCCCGUUCAGCGUGUAGCACGAGCUGCGAUCUCCCGCUGCGCCCGCAACUGCCUGACAAAUGCCUGCUGGAAGAGGUGUGUCCAAUAGGGGAGGCGUCGUCAUCGCCAACGCUAUCCAGCCGUAUCCGUGCCGAGCUGGCAGUCCAGUCUCUACUGGCAGGCUGCGCUGACAAGCUGCAUCCGGUCGGCAAUAACUACGAGGUUCACGGGAUAUGGACGCCGGGAUUGUUCCGUUCGCCCGGCACCGAGCGGCGUGUGUCGCUGGAACUGCAGCAUUUGAAGCCGGAGCAGCCGCUCGACCGGCCCAUCGUCAUAGCGAUACUGGCCGACGUCGAAGACGUGGGCAACAUGACCGUGGAAAUCGACACCAGCUGGUUGAACGUGACCACGCACAGUCUGACCAUAUUGGUUUCCCAGGGCAUAACCCUCUGCCAUAGUGGGCGACAUGCCGUGGAGAUCAUCAGCAAUGCCAUGCGGAAGCCGUCGGAAGCGUUCAGGUGGCUGUGGAACCGCCAUGGUCUGGUGCAUACGUUUGUUGCAGGACUCAAUCGGCACCUGGACUCCAAUAUUGAUCACCUGACCAUACAUAUUGGAAACGGUUAUGACCCGAAGGACGAUUCGACACCUACCUGGUCCUGUAACAAUGUGUCCAAAUCACACGGAGCGCAAGAGAUGGAACUGAAGCUGUUGUCAUUCUUGAGCAUUCGCCGACUGUCACGCGUCCGAAAUGCCAAGCCGGCGCAAACAUUCACCGGAUGUGCCAUCCCAGCAUCCACGGCCACGCAGUGUCCCACGUACAACAUUCUUCAGUCGACCAAUCGUCACCUGUUUGUCCUCGAGGUGGCCGCGCCGUACGAUCCGAUGCGUCCGGCCGUGAAAACAACUGACCUGUCCAAGAAGCUGAUUGUGGAAGUGGACAUUGUGGCUCGACUGGCCAAGACCUCACACCACAUCACAGUCAAUGUGGUGUUGAUAAACCGAUCGCAAGAACCAGUCCACUGGGACAUUGGUGGAUACGGUCUCACCAACCAGUCAACACUAGUUAUCAAGCUGACGGGAGGAAAAUCCACGGUGUCAUUCGGCCCGGCUUACAAAGCCAAGUUCUCCGUAGACUGGCUGCCCGGCCACUACCACUUGGUGAAGGGCCAUCAGCUGUUGGAUAUUCUCCAGAGAGACCUUCGCACUACACUCACAGCGUAUGGCAAAACGACACAUGCUGAUCUGUUUGAGCUGUUUGUGCCCGACACCGGGCAGGAGGGGGCGGCGGACGAACGCUGCCAGGAGACGUACGCCAAGCAGCCCACCACGUGUAGCCAGCUGCACAGCACGGUUCAGGCGCAGUGCGACGGCGACCUGUUCACGGUUGCUGUGAGCCUGCCCGGAGUACAGCGACUAGGCUGGAACACCGCUGGUAUGACGGUGACGCUGGGCGAGCAGCGAGAAUGCAAGCUAGAGGCGGUGCUGCAGGGCGUUGGCACUGGCGGUGGCGGCGGCGGUGGCAGUGGCGGGGACAAGAGAGUUCUGUCGUUGAGCGUUGGCCACGCCAAGUGCGGCAUUGUCAAGCGAGACAAGGGUGUUCUCAAGUCUGAGAUCGUCUUCAGGAAUGUGAGGUGUCCAAUUGAGAAUUGCCCGGAUGGCAACGGCGGUGCUGGUGCCGGUGAUGAAGUCAAUACUCGGUGUGGCGAGUAUCGUGAGAACUACCGAGUGCCCGUCAGGUGCAACCUGGAAAAACGGGCACUCAAGACGGGCCGGCUGACAGCGUACCGGAGUGAAAGUUUUUAACUCCACACAGAUCAUGGGCAGCAGCACGGGUUGGCCAGAGAAUCUACUUUGAGCUGGACGCCGGUGAAAAAGUGUCAAAGCGAGGUCUAAUGGUCUAUCCAGUGGAUUGUAAAUUCCAGUCAUCGUCUGGCAGUCCAAGACCAGUGAUCCAGAAUGGGUG
Messenger RNA from Sycon ciliatum, 1957 nucleotides. RefSeq lists its product as uncharacterized. The record is from RefSeq and is a predicted model, not a curated record. NCBI's taxonomy places the organism in Eukaryota, Metazoa, Porifera, Calcarea, Leucosolenida, Sycettidae. The transcript has 7 exons. The coding region runs from base 1 to 1797 and encodes 598 amino acids.